This is a messenger RNA of Dibothriocephalus latus, 159 nucleotides long. Lineage: Eukaryota; Metazoa; Platyhelminthes; Cestoda; Diphyllobothriidea; Diphyllobothriidae. The record is from the annotation of a GenBank genome assembly.
AUGGAAUCGGAGCCAAAACCGAACGCUAACCAGCGCAGUGGAUCUUCCAAACGCAAGCGAUGGAAGGCUCUUCAGGAAAAAAUAUACCUGCGCAGUGUUCGUGAGGGUGUACCCUAUGAGAAGCUGAUGGCUGUAAGUCCGAAUUUUAAACAGCAAUAA